This is a messenger RNA of Theileria orientalis strain Shintoku, 1860 nucleotides long. RefSeq lists its product as hypothetical. Lineage: Eukaryota; Apicomplexa; Aconoidasida; Piroplasmida; Theileriidae. The transcript is spliced from 2 exons. The record is from RefSeq and is a predicted model, not a curated record. Bases 1 to 1860 code for a protein of 619 amino acids.
AUGGGUGUAGUAAAAAAAUACAAAGGUAUUAUUGUGAUGAUGUGUGACCAUGAGAGUGUAAAUGGAGCAUUAGAAAAGGUAAACAGAUUCGGCAGUAUGAUAAUAAAAACGACUAAGGUUCCCAUAAGAAUAGGAUAUAAAACCUACAAGGUCCACGAUAUAAAGAUCGGAUGCAGGUUUGGGAUCAGGCUGCUGGUGUACUUCAUGCUCCUGAUCUUCAUCGGCCCCUAUUUCGGAAACUGGAACACGACGGAGAAGUUUCUGUGCAGGCUGGACGUGUACGCGGGCGAGUGUGGCCUGUCGGAGAGGCUGGCCCCGGCAACGGACAGCUUCAGGUGCGCAGCGCAGAGGUUCCGGAUCGCAAAGCUGGGCUCAGUCGUGAGAGUCUCAGUGCUGACCAUCGGGUUCGUCCUGGGCCUGCUGCUGGACAUCCUGGGCCCGAAGCUGACAUUCCUUAUCGGGAUCGUGAUGAGGAUGGGCUCCUGGUUCAUCUUCUCAAUCAAGGGCGCGCGGAGCUCAAUGAUCAUCUUCAGCGGAGUCAUGCUCGGGCUCUCCAGGAACGCAAUCGCGUACCCGACGCUCACGAUUUACAUGUACACGACGUCAUUCAAGGAGUACGCGACGACUAUCAUGGGCAUCGGGAUAACGCUGGCAGGGCUCUACAUCAUCGUGAUAGAGAGGCUCAUGGGAUUCACGAAGUGCGACCCCUACAAGUUCACGCGGUACUCGAUGCUCGUCACGCACAUUCCCUGCCUGCUGGUGGGCCUGGUGAUAUUCCCGUGGAACUCGCCGACGCCGAAGUUGAAGCAGAAGAUGAAGGCAGUGGACAGCCAGGGGCUGGAGUACCAGAGCUCCACGGACGACUACACAUAUAACUCGGCGAGUUACGAAGUUAACAGCUCCUACAGCAACUCGAGCUAUUCGCUGGAGCAGUCGCCCAGUUACGCACUGAAUCAGAACAAGAUUAAAUCGCACCACUCAGACGAUUCUCGGGACACGAGCCCGGACAGCCCUCUAGAUUUAGUCCUGGGAACGCCCAUCAACGGGCUCACGGACAACUCAGACGUCGACAGCAUGAUCACUCCGAGCGUGCUCGGGAACAAGGAGGCGGAUAGGAACCCCGACCUCAAGCUCGAGGUGAUCGACGACGCGCACAUCUCCAGGCUGCACACGAAGAACACGACGGUGCUCGACCGCUCAGUCGCCGAAAGGACCUCGACGGAGGAGAGCGACGUGGAGGUCGACGGGGACGUCCAGAUACCCAUCGACCACUCGCAGUGGAACCUGAAAAAGUUCCUGAGGUACCUGACGGGCAUGGAGUACGCAAUCACGUGCCCGUACUUCGUGCUCAACUUUCUGGACUUCUUCUUCAUGCAGAUGAUGUUCUCGACCAUGUACGGCCGAUACAAGGACGUGAUCGUGCUCAACGAGUACCUCGUCUCCUUCAGCUUCAUACUCACAUUCCUAAUCGGCUUUCUGUACAAGGUCUUCAACCCGGUGACGAUCCUGGUCUUCAGCAACAUGUUUGGAAUCCUCACGCACUUCGUGGCCUUCAGCUCCUCGCGGGUCGCCGGCUACCUGGCGGCGUUCACGCUCAUAGCCUACGCCUCGAUCCUGUUCACGCAGACGUACAUCUACAUACAGUCCACCUUCGACGCGAAGUACUUCGGAAGCCUCGUGGGAACCAUAAACACGCUCUCGGGCCUGGUGAUGUUCUUCAACAUCCUCCUCAUAUCGCUGGUGGAGAAGUACGGCUGCACGAACAAGAUACACAUAGCGAUGAUCGUAGCGAGGUCGAUCUGCGGAGCAGGCCUGGUCUUCCUGAGCCUGAGGCGCAGGAAGAGGACUAAAUCGAUAUGA